Molecule: messenger RNA, 2203 nt
Organism: Myxocyprinus asiaticus (Chinese sucker)
Lineage: Eukaryota; Metazoa; Chordata; Actinopteri; Cypriniformes; Catostomidae
Gene: dnajc30a
Exons: 2
Coding region: 4-1113 (369 amino acids)
Source: RefSeq, a predicted model, not a curated record
ACAAUGGCGGAGGUCAGGCUGCGGUUUGCGAGAGAAGCUUACAAGCUUUUAAAACCCUCGUAUCAACUUAUUUUUGAUAAAGAUUUUAAAUCGGUUUCAAAGGUAGCUUAUGUUGUAGCCUUAACUCAAAACGACCGUGUUACAAGUGAGCAAAGACUGUGUGCUACAAGCCGGCCAUGCCUGGAGACUCCAAAAUUGAAUGUAUCUGAGAUAACUGGAGGUCUGGUUACCUUAAACAGGUUUGCUGAUGGAGAUGCAGUCUGCUUGAACUCUCUCUCUAAACGUAUUCAUGGAAAUGUCAGUCUAUGUAUCGAUUGCAAUGGGUUACAUGCCAUAACUCCAGUUCACUUGUCCUCCUGGAGGAGCUCGUGUUUGGGAACACAUGGAAAGCUCCCUCUCCUGUGCAUACAUGCUGCCUCUCAUCAUUUUAAACUCCAGUUCAGGAGAUCCACCCAUACCAAAUCACUUCAUGAACGUUCACAUGGUCAUUUUGGGCAGCUGGCCUUUGAGUUUGUGUCUUUCACCAGAGCUUAUAGUGGCAGACAGAGUAAUGGCACUCAAGAGGAGCCGCUAUACAGAACGAAGUCUGCCUACUAUGACAUUCUCGAGGUUUCUCCAACAGCCACUCAAACGCAAAUCAAGACUGCGUACUAUAAAAUGUCCUUCAUAUAUCACCCGGACAAGAACGCAGGGAGCGAGGAUGCCACAUCUCGCUUCGCGCAGAUCAGUGAGGCAUACAACGUGCUGGGGAAUAAAGCUUUGAGGAAGAAAUACGAUCGGGGGAUCUUGAGUCAAGGGGACCUGCAGGGAUCCGGCAGACCCACAGUCAAAGAUAGUCCCGCAUCAGCAUCAGGUCAGCAGACCAGAGCCAGACACUCCCCCUCUGUUGGAGCGGACCAGCAGAACAUCUUCGACUUUGAUGCUUUCAUCCGAGCGCACUAUGGAGAACAGCUGCAGAGGGAUAAAGAGCUCCGGCAACGCAGAAAAGAGAUGCUUAAAAAACAGGAGCAAAACUACGAGGAUGUGAAACUGGGCAGGAUGAAAGAGAUAACUGUGGCGAUGCUGCUGGUUAUGGCUAUGGCAAUUCUAUUUAAUCUAAAAUCUAGCAAGUGAUUAAGAAAACUGUAACAGCGCUGGGAACAGAAUACAAGACUCCAUGAUGAUACACAAAGGAAAAAACAACCAAACUAAAUACAUAUCAAGAGAAAAAAGUGGAAGAGUCUUUAUUCAGUAAUGGAGGAUUCAGCUCCACCUUGUGGUUCAAAACCAUGACACAUACAAAAAUAAAACAUACAACUGUCAUUAGCAGGUGUAAGGGGGAAAGUGUCACCAACAAACUAAUGGACAAAAGGACUGUGCUAAACCGAGUUUCUACCUGAGCUUUGAGAGGCCUACGGAGAAUCUAUAGGAUACCAACUUGUGAUGGGAGCUGCCUGUCAUAUUUCGAUAUACAAGGCUCAUUACCCUUAUACAGCAAACAAGAGCACAAUGGAGAGAGAUCUGAAUGUCAUAACCGAGAGAACCCCAUUUCCAUAGAUUGUUGGUCAAUAUAAGCCGUGAUAACUUUUGUUAUAAAGUGUUGCUCUUGCUGAGAACGACUUGACAGAUGUAUAAUCAACGUGUUUGCUUCAAAUGUAACACAAUUACACAACUUUGAAGAAAAAUAAAAAUCUCCAUCUGGGAUACAUUGAAACAAACUGAGGCUGUUCAGAACAUACUGUCUCAGGUGAAGAAAGAACAUACUGUCUCAGGAAGUGAUGUAAAUGUGAGGGAAUAAACGAGGUAACAAUUAUGACAUCACUACUGAACUAAGCUACGGACAAAUAUCUACAUUAAUGCUACUCGUGACUACCAAUAUAAUAUCAAUAAUGAUGAACUUUUUUUUGUUUGUUUUUCUUUUUUCUUUUUUUUUUCUUUUUCUUAGAAAUCAUAUAAACGUGCUUUCUGUGCAGUUGUAUGUUGAUGUGUUUAGAUAAUCUGCAAUACUUUCCAUAGAAAAAUAUUUGCAAAAAGAAGCAGAGCAAAGUGCUGGACAUCUGAAUUGAGAUUUGUAAGUGUUCUAAGAGUUUCAUGCCAUGAUAUCGACAAAAAUGUUACGUUUUGAUGAGAAUGUGACAGACAUACUGUAUAAAGCAUUCUUAACAGACCAGAUUUGAAUGUGCAACUAAGUUUUUUUUUUUUUUUUUUUUUUUGUAUAUUCAAA